Dentiscutata erythropus is the source of this 209-nucleotide messenger RNA. The record is from the annotation of a GenBank genome assembly. Lineage: Eukaryota; Fungi; Glomeromycota; Glomeromycetes; Diversisporales; Gigasporaceae.
AUGUUAACUAAAUUACAUUCUCAAGACAAUUUUGAGGAACAUGAGUUACCACUUCAGUAUCAUAAAGAAUUGUAUCAGGAUAAUUCAUAUCAAGAUGAAUUGUAUCAGGAUAAUUCAUAUCAAAAUAAAUUGCAAAAUGAAUCUUGCCCAAAUGAAUCAUCAUCUCAAGUGAAACCUUCAACUUGUAAUAAAGCCUUAACAAAUGAAGG